Erpetoichthys calabaricus (reedfish) is the source of this 2369-nucleotide messenger RNA. Its product is annotated as interferon-induced GTP-binding protein Mx-like. The record is from RefSeq and is a predicted model, not a curated record. Gene Ontology annotation, biological process: defense response to virus. The transcript has 14 exons. Gene Ontology annotation, cellular component: nucleus; microtubule; cytoplasm. Lineage: Eukaryota; Metazoa; Chordata; Cladistia; Polypteriformes; Polypteridae. Bases 156 to 2045 code for a protein of 629 amino acids. Gene Ontology annotation, molecular function: GTPase activity; microtubule binding; GTP binding.
CAGACAAUAUAAAUUAAAGUGGUGAAGAGCUUUGUUCGUCACUCGUCGGCUGUCACCUGUUAAGUGCAGCGCUCUGGAAGAGAACAACCCUCGGCUGAAGCUCAGGCGGCGCAGUUCAAAGAACCAAUAAGUUGCAGUGGCUGACAUUUGAUACAAUGUUAAAUUCAAAACUGAGUAAUGGUUUUGAUCCACCUGGAAACACAAGUGAAGCUACUGGCAACGAGAUAAAUGGCAUCUUAUACCACCAGUAUGAACAAAAAGUGCGCCCCUAUAUUGAUCUUAUUGACUUUCUGCGGUCACUGGGCAUUGACCAGGAUCUGUCUCUGCCAUCUAUUGCUGUGAUUGGAGACCAAAGCUCUGGAAAAAGUUCAGUUCUUGAAGCCCUGUCUGGUGUGUCACUACCUCGAGGAUCUGGAACUAUAACACGAUGUCCGCUUGAAAUGAAAAUGAGGAAGAUAAGGGAAGAAAAGUCAUGGAAAGGUACACUUAAGUAUAGAGACAUUGAGAUGCACCUGCAUGAUCCUGAAUCUGUUGAAGAAGAAAUUUUAAAAGCUCAGAAUAUCAUAGCUGGCACUGCAUCAGGAAUUAGUCCAGAACUAAUAAGUCUAAAAAUUGAAUCCAGUCAAGUACCAGAUCUCACCCUUAUUGACCUGCCAGGAAUUGCAAGAGUGGCAGUUGGUGACCAACCCAGUGACAUUGGAGAACAGAUUAAGUGUUUAAUCCAGACAUUCAUAGAGAAACAAGAGACAAUCAUUCUGGUUGUUGUGCCCAGUAUUGUUGAUAUAGCAACUACAGAGGCUUUAAAAAUGGCAAAGGAAUUUGAUCCUGCUGGGCAAAGGACACUGGGCAUCUUGACAAAACCAGAUAUGAUUGAUAAGGGAAAUGAAGAAAAAACAGUGGCUGUGGUUCGCAAUCUUGUCAUUGAGCUGAAGAAGGGAUACAUGAUUGUGAAGUGCCGUGGACAAAAAGAUAUUAAUGAAAAUCUUUCUCUGGCAGAUGCAAUCGAAAACGAGAGAGUCUUUUUUGAGGAGCACCCAUAUUUUAGACCUUUUCUUGAUGAUAAGAAAGCAACAAUUACAUUUCUGGCUGACAAAUUAACAAAUGAGUUGGUGGGACACAUUUGUGAAUCACUUCCUAACCUUCAAAGAAAAAUUGAAGAUAAACUUGAUAAGACAGCUACAGAACUGAAAAAGUACGGGAAGCCAGUUCCAGUGGCAGAUAAAGAGAAGAUUUCCUUCCUAGUUGAAAAACUACAAAACUAUUAUGAUGACAUUUCCAGUAUAAUGAAAGGGGAAGAAAAGGUUGAAGGCGAAGAAAGCAAAGUUUUCAAUCAGGUGCGAGAGAAGUUUGGAGGCUGGAAAACAGAGUUGGACAGAUCUUCUACACAAUUCAGAAAUGAUCAUUGGAAUAUAGAAGAUGUCAUGAAGAAAAACAGAGGAAAAGAGCUUCCAGGAUUUAUCAGUUAUUCAACUUUUGAAAAAUUUGUAAAGCAGAAAAUUGAAAAUUUAGAAGAUCCAUCCAUUAAGUUACUGAAUGCCGUAUCAGAGCUAAUGCGUUCAGCAUAUACAAAGACAGCAAAGACUCAUUUUGAAAGUUUUCCAAACUUACUCUUGGUGAUAAAGAACUUGAUUGGAGAUAUUUUGGAAAAAGAAUUCCAGGAAGCUGAAAAAAUGUUGCAUUCUCAGUUUGAUAUGGAAAAAAAUAUUUUUUCGCAAGAUUCCAUUUACAGUACAAUAUUGACUAAAAUGAGGUCUAUAUAUUCAAAACAAACUGAUGCGUCUUUGAUGAACGGUCAUUUGAAUACGUACUUUGAGAUUACUUCUGAUCGACUAGCAAACCAGAUUCCUUUGAUCAUCCUGCACUAUAUUGUUAAUCAGUAUGGAACUAGGCUGCAAAAACAGGUACUGGAGCUCAUUCAAGGGGACAACAAUGUUAAUGAGCUGCUUGAGGAGAACAGAGAAAUUGAAGAAAAAAGAAAUUUCAUAAUAGAGCGAAUGGAGCGGCUUAAAAAAGCCAAAGAACAACUGAAUAAAUUUAGCACUUAGGUUGCGAUAUUUAAGUACUCCUAAAAGGUAAAAAAAAUAUUUCAAUUAUGUCAUUCAUACAAGUCAUAAGUAGCACUUCAUUGAGUCUAAUUUAAUCAUAACUUAAAUAGUGACUGAAGAGAUCACUUACAGUAAAUAUUUUAGUGGAGAUGUCAGCCAUUAUUGUAUACUUAAUAAAGCAGUAGAUGUAAAAUAUAUAUAUAUUCAUUAUCAUUGAGUAUUAAAAAGUGAUCUUUCUUCAACUGGAAAAUACAUUUUUACUGAUGUACACAGACUACAGUACAUUAUUGGGUUAAUAAAGUGUCACUGACUCUUUCAAUUUUU